ACUCCGAAGGUGUAUUGUACCUCUGUAACAUAUAAUAGAACAGUGUAUACACAUAUUAGUUGACCAGAAGCCCAGUGAAGUGUUGCAAAUGACAGUUUGACUUAGAAAGCUGAUGCUGUUUUAUUUGAUAUAAUAGUCAUAAAAUGUACUUCAGUGCUACUAAGGACCAGCCAUUGUAAUGGCAUUCUGAAAACUUACUCUUUCCAAUGGCUAAUUCAUGGACAGUCAGAAACAACAUGAAAGCAUGACCACUUCACGUGACACGUGCUGCAUGUAACUCAUUAACCUGUAAAAGGACCGAACAUCUGUGAGUCUGGAACUUGAACUCAGAUGUAAAGAUUCCUGUACACGAAGUCAGUCUGUGGGAAAGUGAAGUAACAGCCUUCAGAAUGGGGAAAAUGUGGUGGCAUCAUGUGUGUGGUGCAUUUCUGCUCCUCACUGUCAGCCUGAUUUCCUUCACACCACCUUGUGAUGGAGGGAACAUUCUGGUGUUCCCUGUAGAUGGCAGCCACUGGAUCAAUAUGAAGAUCCUGCUAGAGGAGCUUCAUGCCAGAGGACACAACCUCACUGUGAUAAGAGCAGCCACCAGCUGGUACAUACCAGAGAAAUCUCCUCUCUACACAUCCAUUACCAUCCAAAUGGAAGUAGGUAUGGAGGACUUUUUUGAAGUUUAUCUACAAGAACAAAUGAAGGCGCAGAGAGAGGGGGCUUCAGGACUCACUUUCCUCAAACUCACCAAGGAUUUCCUUUCCAUGAUUUCUGAGGCCCAUUCUUUGUGGUGUGAGGCCCUGGGUCAAAUGUUUGAUGAUGACAAAAUGCUCAAAAUGCUGGUGGAUGCCAAGUAUGAUUUGGUACUCACUGACCCAGCUAUAGCUCCAGGAGUGAUAUUGGCCAAAUAUCUCAAACUGCCCCUGGUGCUUAAUGUUCGGUGGAUUACAAGUGGAGAAGGUCACUUUGUGUUGGCCCCAUCACCACUCUCUUAUAUUCCAGUACCAGGAUCCGGCCUAACAGACAAAAUGAAUUUCCUCCAGAGGGUUAAGAACAUGCUUUUCUACAGCAUAAUACUCUUUCAACAGAAAUUCCUAGUGGGACCAAGCUAUGAUGCAGUCUGUGAUAAAUACAUUGAAGGUGGAUGUGAUGUGGUCUCACUUCUUCAGGAGGCCGACAUUUGGCUGUUUCGGUCCGAUUAUGUGUUCGAGUUUCCUCGGCCCACAAUGCCAAAUGUCGUCUACAUCGGAGGGUUUCAGUGCAAACCGGCCAGCCCUCUGCCUCCAGAGCUGGAGGACUUUGUUCAGAGUGCUGGGGAACAUGGGGUCAUUGUUAUGACUCUGGGAACUUUGGUUAACGCUUUGCCCACUGAUGUUGCAGAUGAAAUUGCCAGUGUUUUUGCAAAGUUGCCUCAAAAGGUGAUAUGGAGGCACAUCGGUGGACGUCCCACUACUUUAGGAAACAACACCCUGAUUGUGGACUGGAUGCCCCAGAAGGACCUUCUGGGACACCCACAAAUCAAAGUUUUUGUGGCUCAUGGAGGAACUAAUGGAGUCCAGGAGGCCAUUUACUAUGGUGUACCUGUGCUUGGCAUCCCGUUGUUCUUUGACCAGUAUGACAACCUUCUUCGCUUGCAGGAGAGAGGAGCUGGAAAGAUCAUUCAGCUCCAUAAUCUGAAUGGUGGCAGUUUUGAACGGGGUCUUAAUGAAGUACUCUAUCAAGACAGUUACAGACAGAACAUGCAAAGACUGUCACGUUUGCACAGGGAUCAGCCAGUGGCACCAAUGGAUCAGGCCAUUUUUUGGGUUGAAUAUGUGAUUCGCAACAGAGGGGCUCCUCACCUGCGCACAGAGGCCUAUAAAAUGCCGUGGUACUCUUACUACUCUUUAGAUGUGUUGUUGGUACUACUGACUGCCCUGACUGUAAUAUUCAUCACUAUUGUGACUGUCUUCAGAUUUUUGUGCUGUAGAAGUAGAAGGAAGACCAAAGCUAAGCAACAAUGAUAAAAGUCAUGUAUUUACAAAUUUUAUACCAUUACCUAUAACGAACCGUAUUUAGGAAAUAGCAUAUUUUUAAAUGUAGCUCUGAUAGGUAUUUAAAAUGUAACAAUCAGUUUAUUUAGCCAAAUUCAUAGAAACACAAAGAAGGAAAUCCAGAACAAGAUGAACUGUGCAAGAUAUUUAGAAUUUUGUCAUAAAACACCAUUAACCAAAGUGACUUGUACUAGUUACUACAACAGUCAUACAUCCAGAGAAAUAUUUUUGUGUUGAGCGCAAAAAAUCAAAUCCCACAUUUCAAUAUGGUUACAGGUGAUUGUGUUUUUAAUUUGAAUUUUGCACGACUUUCAAUGUUGAUGUAAGUAAAGUGCAAUAAAUUUCUAUUUAAAGGAACAUACUUUUGUUUCCCACCACUGAAUUUACUUGACAAUCUUUUUAACUGCAGUCACUCACUUGAGAAACUCACUAGAAGCAUAAAAGAAGUGGACAAAGCCAUUGUGAUGUCAUCCAUAAGAUUGUGAACUGUCAUAC
This is a messenger RNA of Sphaeramia orbicularis (orbiculate cardinalfish), 2516 nucleotides long. Its product is annotated as UDP-glucuronosyltransferase 2C1-like. The transcript has 5 exons. Gene Ontology annotation, molecular function: UDP-glycosyltransferase activity. Bases 390 to 1991 code for a protein of 533 amino acids. Lineage: Eukaryota; Metazoa; Chordata; Actinopteri; Kurtiformes; Apogonidae. The record is from RefSeq and is a predicted model, not a curated record.